Messenger RNA from Staurois parvus, 292 nucleotides. The record is from the annotation of a GenBank genome assembly. NCBI's taxonomy places the organism in Eukaryota, Metazoa, Chordata, Amphibia, Anura, Ranidae.
UCAGUGGGAAGAAUGCCCCUUACAUUGGGGGUCAGAGGGAAGAAUGUCCCUUACAUUGGUGGUCAGUGGGAAGAAUGCCCCUUAGAUUGGUGGUCAGUGGGAAGAAUGUUUACUCCUUACAUUGGUGGUUAGUGGAGAGAAUGCGCCUUAAAUUGAUGAUCAGUGGAAAAAUAUCCCCUCACAGAUUGCUAAAAUGGCAUCAGUGGUAAUUUAUCUGGGAGGUGGAAACUGCUCAUAACGAACUCCUAACAUCCUCUGGAGGAAUCCUAGAGUUCCAUGAAACCUGAUUGAG